Molecule: messenger RNA, 5940 nt
Organism: Frieseomelitta varia
Lineage: Eukaryota; Metazoa; Arthropoda; Insecta; Hymenoptera; Apidae
Product: synaptogenesis protein syg-2-like
Exons: 14
Coding region: 490-2958 (822 amino acids)
Molecular function (GO): protein binding
Source: RefSeq, a predicted model, not a curated record
CAAACGACGAUCUACGCAGGCAAUAGCAGAGGCAAUCAUUCAAGCCGAUUUAUCACAUGGCCCGAGCGAACACCGGCGGUCAUACAUUCUGACUCCAAUUUACAUCCGAAAUCCAUUUGGCCGAUAUGGCAUUCGUCACGACAUUUGGGUCGAUCUACGACUUCUUGAGCACAUUCCUUCAGUCGGUCACGCAUCUCAGUUAUGAAAUCAACAGCACACGCACGUAGAUUUUCCAUGUGUGAUUCUGCAGUUUAAGUCAGUGGCAAUUCAACCGUGUGCAAUACAAAGUCAAAUAAAUAACAAGGGAAAUUGGAUAUACAGGGAAACAGUGACAAACAGCCAAACAUCUCGAGACCAACUGUAACAGCAAAGGCAGUUCUUCAAGGUACAGCAGAAUUACCAUGUGACAUCCGUCCACCACGACAGAAUGACUCUGCAAUUCUAGUUGUUUGGUACAAAAGCGAUAUCACACCUAUUUACAGUUACGAUAUGAGAGGGAAACAUUCUGAAAAAGCUUCCCAUUGGAAUGACAAGGACCAUUUAAAUGACCGGGCAUUCUUCAGGAUAGUUACUGAACCAGCAACAUUGAACAUCAAUCACAUCGAAGAAAGAGAUGAAGGCGAAUACAGGUGUCGAGUAGAUUUUGCCAAGAGUCCUACUAGAAAUUCCAGAAUUCAUCUGAUGGUUAUAGUACCACCGCACAAACCAAACAUUAUCGAUGAACAUGGAGCAACUGUGUCAGCGGUAGCAGGCCCAUACGAAGAAGGCGGUGAUAUGAAAUUACAGUGUCUUGUUUCUGGAGGUCGACCGGAACCGAAACUAAGAUGGUGGCGCGGGGAGAUGCUUCUAGAUUCAAAAGACGAAGCAGGAGAAUUUCCAUCUCUUCGUAGAAAUACUUUAAUAGUGAGAGAACUUUCAAGAGCUGAUCUUCAUGCGGUAUUUACUUGUCAAGCAUCUAACAACAACAUCAGUCAACCUGUGUCUGCAUCAGUUGCAAUUGAAAUGCAUUUGAAGCCAUUGUCUGUAACAAUAUUAAGUAGUGAGCAUGCACCCCUUAGUGCCGGGCGAAAAUAUGACAUAAAUUGUAUGACUGUUGGAUCAAGACCGCCAGCUAAGCUAUCUUGGUACAUGGAUGGAAGGAAACUGAAUAAUUACACGGAAAAGGUGUCUCAAGAUGGUAAUAUGACAAGUUCCACGUUAAUACUGAAACCAACAUUACUUGAUCAUGACAAAAUAGUCAUCUGCCGAGCAGAAAAUUUCAAAGUUCAACGAGGUAUAGUUGAAGACACAUGGAAGUUAAAUGUGUUUUUUGUUCCAAUUUUACAUCUGGAGUUAGGAUCGAAUAUGAAUCCAGACGAUAUUGAGGAAGGUGAUGACGUAUAUUUUGAAUGCAAAGUUCAUGCUAAUCCUGGCGCUUACAAAGUUAUAUGGAAGCAUAAUGGGAAUAUUAUUCAAAACAACGCAAAAAAUGGUGUGAUUGUGCAACAAUAUGGCUUGGCUUUGAGGGAGGUCAAUCGUUCUCAAGCAGGCAAUUACACUUGUAUUGCCAGCAACGUCGAAGGAGAUGGUUACAGCAAUACUGUCGAGCUUAAAAUUAUGUAUAAACCUAUUUGUGUAGCGGAACAAAAACGAAUUUACGGUGUAGCCCGUCACGAAGAUGCUCGAAUAGUUUGCAGCGUCGAGGCAUACCCAUCUCCGGAUAGUUUCCGUUGGACAUUCAACAAUACAGAAGAAAUGGUUGAUGUACCUCAGGCGCGGUACAAGAACUCUACACGUCACAGUCAAAGUAUUCUUAUUUAUCGACCAAUUACAGAAAUGGAUUACGGUACGGUGUUCUGUUGGGCAAGUAAUACUGCUGGUCAACAAAAGAACGCCUGCAUAUUUCAUAUCAUUCCAGCAGGGAAACCCGAGUCCCUCUACAAUUGCACGCUGUCUAAUCAAACGACCGACUCACUCUCCGUGGAAUGUUGCGUUGGUUUCGACGGUGGUCAACCGCAACACUUCCUUCUUGAAGUCUUCGAUCGGCAUACGGGGAUAUUGCAAGCGAAUAUCACGUCCAAGGAGAAUGCUGCUUUCACUGUUCAUGGAUUAGGAUCUGGCAGAAUUCUCAACAUGGUUUUAUACGCCGUAAACGCGAAAGGAAGAAGCGAGCCGACUUUGUUAGAAGGAUUUACAUUGAAAAUCGCUGAGAAGCAAACUGGUAUACCAGUGCCAUUCGAAAUUACUCCACUAUUGGGAAGCCUGAUCGGAGUAGUAUUCGCAUUACUUUUCGUUACUAUUACUAUUCUAGUGGCUAUGAAAAUUAGAAACGAACGGAGAGCUCAAAGACCGAGUGAUCUACCACUGAAGAAGAGCACAGCACCGAGUUCCGAAGAUUUAUACGAUACCGACGACAGGAAUCCGGAUGUCGUACCAAUAAAUAAAGGUUCAGAUUACCAAUUGACGGGAUCAAUAUCCGGCACUCCUAUGGCCACACAAAAUACACCAGAUGGACUUCCGUCAACUUCGCUUUCUAUACAACAGGUGACACACCUACAAGGAUUGUCACCGUAUUCGCACGAAUAUAAUAAUUAUCCAGCAUUAUCGUUAUCAGACGAAGUAACGUACGCUGAACUAUGCCUGACACGUCCAUCAACACUAUCAACAUUAGUAAACGAUACGAAAUUGAUUGGUGGAAGUGGAAUUGGCAAUUUAAGUACACUCGAAGGUUAUAGUAGUGAGGUGAUCGUAGGUGGUAAACCAUGCACGAGGGAAGCCACGAUUUAUGCUUGCAUAGAUCACAAUGCAAGACCGUUGAAGAUCGAUCCUCCAUCUACUUCGCCGUUCACAUUGGCAUCUCUGUCGACAAGAAGUACAUUCCAGGACUGUAAUGUUUCGACGAUGAAUAGCAAACACCCGACGAGAGAAAUUGUUACGGUGCGUACACCGUUAAUAUCAACGCAGGAGAGUUGUGUAUAGGGAUGCGAUCCUGACGCGCUGAAUAUCAACGAAUAUUACGUUUGAUUCGACGUGCGCGUCUAGUUUAUUAAAUGUGGUUCUUCAACCAUUUGUGCUAUAAUGAAACGUACAUAUAUGCUAUUUGAUAUGCGACAAAUGUGUAAAGUAGUUAACGAAAUUAAUGUCAGGUGGACUGAUCAAUCAUUAAUUGUCAAAUAUUAAUACGGUAGCGAAAGAAUACAAAGGAACGACGAGUCCUCUUAAUAUAUUAAUAAUAAAAAGCGUGAUAUUAAUGUUAAACUACAAAUUGUUCAAGGAUAUUGAUAAGUUGAAGUUAAAUUUGGUCAAUAAGACUGAUUUGAAUGUUACGUGAUUUUUUAUCUACCGAGUGCCCAUUAUCGUAAGCAACUAAAUUAUUUUUCCUUGUGAACUGAGGAUGAAAAAGUACUUGUGGCUGCAUGAUUUAAGGACGAAUUUUUAAUAUCAGAUGGACAUUUCAAGCUUAUUGCAACUAUAAUUAAUUAACCAAAGUGCAAAAAAUCAAGAUUACAUUGAUUCUCAACUUUUGAGUGAAAUUAAUAUAUGUUACAUCCUUCUCAUUAUAAAUAUCAAUUGCCAUUUUUUCACCCCAGGGUCCAUAUUUGUCGAAUAACGAUGGCGUUAAGCAUAAUAGAUCAAACUCGUACUUGAAAAUGAAAAGUUUCAUAAGUGAUCUUUAUCCAAGAUAUCUUAAUUUAUCAUUCAUUAUGUGAUGGUGGAAACUCACGGUAUUGUAAAAAAAAUGUUAAUAUCACAAUAUAACAUCAUUAUUCAGACAAUCUAAAAUCCUAAAAUGAUCUGCAAAAAUACCUCGAAUCAUGCAACCUUCCAAUCAUUUUUUUACGUCUUUAAUAACAAUAAAAAAUCUAAGUGUUCAUGAUUUGGACAUUACUGUGUAUAUAUCUUCAUAUUAUUUAAUUUGUUAUGCCAGUAUAAUUAUUAGAACACAAAUUUCAGAAAAACGUUUAACAAUUUAAUAUAUGUAAUAUUUGGAUUGUUUUAUUUUAAUAGGAUUUAAUGAAUUUUCAGCGGAACUGAAAAAUUCAAUAAAACUGAUUAAUCAAAACUGGGAUCAUAAAAUGAUUUGAUAUUUAAACAUGUUAUAAGUAUUAUUUUUAAUAUUCACGCAUAUGUGUACCAUUUAAUAUAAAUAACAUUAACAAAUUUUUAUUUCAACUCGAAUUUGAUGUGGCAACACUAACAUGUUCAUAAAAAAUAUGUAUUAUAAAAAGACGGUAAAAGUAUAUGGUAAAAGUUGGAGUGUGGCCAGAAUAUAUGAAUUGUUUUGUAAUGAUUUAUUCGCGUUUAUAAUUAGUAUCUAUGUGUGUGUGUGUGUGUGUGUGUGUGUGUGUGUAUAUAUAUAUAUAUAUAUAUAUAUAUAUAUAUAUAUAUAUAUAUAUAUAUAUAUAUAUACAUAUAUAUAUACAUAUAUAUAUGGUAUAAUUUUUAAAUUUUUUUCAUACCUCAUACUUUUACAAACGCAUUUAUAAACGAACAGUGCUUCUGCUAUGUUUACAUGUACCAAAUUUUAUUUUAAGUUUAUUAACUAUAAAUUUUCUAUUUUCUAUUACUCUGUAUAUCCUUGCUUUUGAUAUAUGUAUACACAUUAGGAUUUUGAAGGAAAUGAAGAUUUUCUAAUCCUAUGUUUUGGCCUUUUGUUUUGGGCCUUCUUUGGCCCAUGGAUAAUUUAAAUCCAUGACAAAAUAAUACGUUUAAUGAAUCAACUUAAUUGAAUAAUAUGGAAAAAACCUUAAGGAUCUCAUAGUUUUACAUAUAAAAUCCCAUGAGCUCAAUUGUUCUUCCAAGUUUUUCAAUUGUCGCACUGCUUUGGAUUUGCUAUUUUUGAAAGUAAAAUAUGUAAAAUAGAUAUGCAAAUAUAAAAUUAAAGAAACUUACCAAAUAAUAUUAAUUUGUGUAUAAUUUGUGAUUCUUCGUUGAAAUAUGUUUUCAGUGUAUAUUAUCAGAUUAAUGCUCAAAAACUAAGUACCUGUUCUAAAUUACUCAACAGUUACUUCUAUCUUCAAAGUAACAAAUGUUUCAAUCUCGUCUAAUAACAAUUUAUAUGAAUUUUUAUAUAUUGUUGGAUCAAUGAAUUUAUAGGGACCAAAAUAUUUUUAUGUAUUUCUUGUAUUUUUAUUUACUAGUCAAUUUUUACUAUUUAGAAUAAUAAUAUUUUAUCCCAUGUUCGAUAAAUAUGAUGAAAUAUUGGAAAAAUUUCUCUAGCUUGCUACUCUCCAUAAUAUAAUGGAGAACGAGAGAAAGAAAAAUGAAAUAUUGCAAAUUACGUAUAUUAAUAAUUGUGAGCUAUUACAAUCCACAGCAGCUUCCACUAUUUUUUUAAAUACUAGAAAUUUUGCUAGAUAUAUGUAGGAUUUUAUAUGUAAAACUUCAAGGUUUAGAGGGUACGAUUUUCCAGCACGUAUCAUCUAUUAUUACAUACAUUAUUUUUUUACGAAUUGAGUUUAUUAUGAUAGUACACAAACAAGAUAUUUCUAUGUCUAAACUCGAAAAUUCAAAAUUCGAUUAAUAAGAACUGUCUGGAUGUAUAUAAUUCAAAUAUCUAAUGCUUCUUUUAAAACACUGUUUGCACAAUGAACUCAUUUGUAAAUAUGUAAUAAGAAUAAUAUUAGAAUGGAAACUCUGUAAAAAAUAAAUGAUAAGAACGUUUCGUAGCUUUUCCUUAAUUCUCGAGAUAGAAUCUGAUAUCCCCAGGUUCUCUUAAACCCUUAAACUUUUAAUUUUAGGAUUCUUUUUAUCAGCUUUUCUUGUAUGUUUUAGAAAAACAAAGAAAUAAUCAAAAUAUUAAUUUUUAUAAAUAAAUAACAUCUUUUUCAUAUCUUUUCUAAUUCGAUCAUCAUUCAAUUUAUUUCUAGUUGUGCUUUCUACAUUUCUUUGAUAAAGAUAGAACAAAAGCAUUCUUAUUUCCCAAGCAAACUUGAAAAUAUUUUAUAAGAGAGCGACGAA